Molecule: messenger RNA, 940 nt
Organism: Dendrobium catenatum
Lineage: Eukaryota; Viridiplantae; Streptophyta; Magnoliopsida; Asparagales; Orchidaceae
Product: 14 kDa zinc-binding protein-like
Exons: 6
Coding region: 141-698 (185 amino acids)
Biological process (GO): purine ribonucleotide metabolic process; sulfur compound metabolic process
Cellular component (GO): cytoplasm
Molecular function (GO): adenylylsulfatase activity
Source: RefSeq, a predicted model, not a curated record
UAUCAGCCCAACUUCUUAAAAAAAAAAAAAGGUUCGAAAUACUGGUGGAUGCUGGGAGGUGAAUCCGGUGAAACCCUAGGGCGUUGAGGGCGUGAAACCCGCACCGGAGAUCACUCGACUGCUUCAUCCACUCUCCAGUCAUGGCCGCGGCUCUCAAAGUUCCUCUCUCAAUUAUCAGGCAUCGUUGUGUUCUUCACUCUUCUGCGACCGUAAGAACCAUUUGCAGUCAGUCGACCUUUACCUUCCAAGCAUCAUCUUUGUACCUGCGGCCUCAGAGAUAUGUACGCCAUAUAUCUGCCUCGGUUAAUGAAGAAGCUUCAGCCAGACUAGCUGCCGACAGUGCAGAAAGUGGAGGUCCGACCAUUUUUGACAAGAUUAUAUCAAAGGAAAUCUCUUCAUCCAUUGUUUAUGAAGAUGAUAAGGUGUUGGCUUUCCGAGAUAUUAAUCCUCAAGCUCCUGUUCAUGUUCUUGUUAUACCAAAGGUCAGAGAUGGACUAACCCAACUUGGAAAGGCUCAAACAAGACAUGCUGAGAUUUUGGGUCAGCUUCUUUAUGCUGCAAAGGUAGUGGCUGAUAAGGAAGGCAUAGCGGAUGGCUACAGAGUUGUUAUUAAUAAUGGCCCUAGUGCAUGUCAGUCCGUUUAUCAUCUUCAUCUGCAUGUGCUUGGUGGGCGACAGAUGAAGUGGCCACCUGGUUAAAUGAAAGAGUGCUGUAGAUCGCUGGCUCUUAUUUAUGCUUGUCAUCAGGUUCCUUUCUGCUCUCUUUCCUCCUCUUGUUUUCCUUGCCAAUCUUGUUAGCGAAGUAAAAGGACCAUUGUUUUGCUCAAGUUUCUUGCUGGCAUUGGCGUUUAUGUAAUUUUACCUGUUAAAUAUGAAAGAUAACAUUUCAUUUAGUAUUAACAUUAAUAAUGAUGUUGAUUAAAGAAGUUGUAUAGAAUGAA